Messenger RNA from Pieris napi, 619 nucleotides. RefSeq lists its product as uncharacterized. The coding region runs from base 130 to 528 and encodes 132 amino acids. The record is from RefSeq and is a predicted model, not a curated record. The transcript has 2 exons. NCBI's taxonomy places the organism in Eukaryota, Metazoa, Arthropoda, Insecta, Lepidoptera, Pieridae.
GUAUUGUCAAAAGUCAAAACAAAAAGUGCAACAGCUGCGCCCCUCUGCAUUGUGCACAAAUUUUGUUACAUUUUAUUAAACUUAUACUUUAGUUUUGCUUGUAUCAAUAACGUUUAUUGCCAUAAUCAGAUGACUUUUGUAAAAGCGCCUUCUAGUACUGCUCCUUGGACUACAGUCAUAGAAAGUAAUGGAAACUUAAUAAACAGAACUAUGACAGAAAAUAGAAAACGAUCUCGUGAAGAUGACACAUGUGAUUUUAUGCCAUUAUCGAAACGAAUAAAUAAUUUGCAUAUCAACAAUAAUAUAAAUAAUGCACUACCACAUCAGACACAACUUGACUCUAGUCAACUAAUUCAAGUUGAAAACAGCUGUAUUCCUUCUCCAAGUUCUUCCUCGGAUUCAGAUAGAAGGCCCAGUUAUGAUCCCGGGCUGAAUUCUAAUCAAAGCAAUUAUUACUAUGAAAACAAAUUGCUAUUUGAACUACAUUUAGAGAGAAUACAAAGAACUGGGCAGCAGUUUCCGUUUUAAUAAUAGGUUUUAAUAGGUUAUUUGUAAGUUUGCUACCUGUAUUUGUUGUUUAGUGUAUUAAUUGUAUGUCAUUAUAUUAUUUUAAAACUUA